AAUUGUGGCGAUGUCCUCACCAAAAAGAAACUCGACCCCCACCGCGGCCAAUGCCGCGGCGCGUCCUUCACAUGUAUCGACUGUAUGGUGCACUUCCAUGGCACCGAGUAUCGCUCGCACACGUCCUGCAUGAGCGAGGCGCAAAAGUAUCAAGGCGCUCUCUACAAAGAGAAGCCGGGAAAGAACAACAAAAAGGGCCAGCAGAACAACAAGCCCGAGUCGAGGACGCGUCUGAAUCGGAUCAUGUCAGGACAAACGCCCCCCCCUCCGCCGGCUCCUACGCCCCCUCCAACUGGCGCGGUCAAGGCACCGGCCAACGGCGGACUGCCCGUCAACGUGUUCGACUACUUGGUCACCGACGAGACCCCGAACGCGUCGCGGGUCACUCUCCCCGGAUCCAAGGAGCAAAUGACCAUGGUGGCACGAGCGCCGUCACUGUUUCAGCCGAGCAAGGCGCUUGCCCAGGUAGAGGCCAACAAGACGGACGACGAAGGCCAUAACUACGAUGUCGCAUACGAAGAAAACGGCUUUUCCUACGGCACCGGCCCCAUCCCCCCGUCCAUGUACCCGGAUCAAAUCCCCAAUGUCUCCACGGAAUUCGUGACUCCUGCUCCCAAGAAGAAGAAGCUCAAGGAACGUCGGCGCGAGAGUCUUCAGGCGCCCGGUACUGCUAGUGAGAAGAAGCGCAAGCGCGGCCAAGGGGAGGAGCUCAGCAGCCCCCACCUCGAACUUGAUACGCCCAUGCUGGAUGCGCCGUCGAGUGUGCUCAACAAUGUGGGCACGCCCAUCGAACUCAACCACUCCGGACUAACCGGCGGGCUGAACCGCAUGAUGCGCUCCCCGUCGCUGGAGGCACACCAGGGUCAUGAGAACGGGCGCCGAUCAUACCAAGACGCCUCGUCGCCUAUCAAGCGCACCCGUCGCAACGGCAAGGAGAGCAAGGAACCCAAAGGGACCAAGGACACCAACGGCGACGGUCUCGGCAUCUCCAUCAAGAACCGCGCGGAACGAUUCGUCUCGUCCAUGUUCGGCGGGUCUGCCGUCUCGGGCAGCAGCAACGGCGGCACCGAAGUGACCUCCAAAGCGCUGGUGCGUACCCGGCGCGGCAGCUCCUCCAGCGGCGACGACCGAGCGCUAGAGGUCCGCCAACCCAGAAAGUCGUCGCACCGCGACGCCGCCGAGAACCGCAAGUCGAAGCGCAAGAGCAGCAACCCCACCGACGACGGCGACCGCCCGUCUCGCCGUCAGAAGCAGAUCGACGAACGCCGCGGCUCGGACCGCUCACACUCGCACUCGCCCCGCCGCAACCACGAUCGCCAGGUCACCGUCUAUAAACACGCUAAGGACGCAGCAGGCGAUGUCGCCCUGCAGCGCGAGAUGGCGCACCACUUCCUGUCUCUUGUUAGCAGGGACUCGGAGCGGGGUUGCUCCAUUCACAAAGCUCUCAAACGCUUCCAUCGCGACCUGUCGGACGAGCAUGAUGCAGACCGUGGACGCGACCAGGGUCGCAGUCGGGCGGACCGCGAGCGGAGAAUUGAAGAUGAGAAGGAUUUGUGGCGCGCCUUGCGGCUGCGGCGCAACGAUCGUGGGGAGAUUGUUGUCUCUGUAUGA
This is a messenger RNA of Penicillium lagena, 1611 nucleotides long. Its product is annotated as LYAR-type C2HC zinc finger protein. The transcript is spliced from 3 exons. The annotation marks the transcript as partial. Lineage: Eukaryota; Fungi; Ascomycota; Eurotiomycetes; Eurotiales; Aspergillaceae. Gene Ontology annotation, molecular function: DNA binding. Gene Ontology annotation, cellular component: nucleolus. Gene Ontology annotation, biological process: negative regulation of transcription by RNA polymerase II; rRNA processing. The record is from RefSeq and is a predicted model, not a curated record.